Molecule: messenger RNA, 1593 nt
Organism: Coniophora puteana RWD-64-598 SS2
Lineage: Eukaryota; Fungi; Basidiomycota; Agaricomycetes; Boletales; Coniophoraceae
Exons: 7
Coding region: 7-1593 (528 amino acids)
Molecular function (GO): protein binding
Source: RefSeq, a predicted model, not a curated record
GCGCGUAUGGUCAGCACUAAAUAUCUCGCGUUUCCGGAUGAACUGCUCGUUGCUGUUUUCCUUGAGCUGGAUGUCGAUUCUAUCAUUGCAUGUCAGAAAACGUGCAAACGCUUUCAACACAUCAUAGAGGACAGCGUUCACGUCCAGUACCACGUCGAGCUACAGCUUGCGUGCAUGAAAAAUGGACCAAACUCAGAUACGAGCACCGCCUCUCGCCUUUCCAUGCUCCGAGCGCAGCGUCGAGCCUGGGCAGCGCUCUCGUGGUCAACCCCCGAACCCGUUGUACUGCCUACACCUCCGGGCGUCACGAAGUGGAAGCUGUGCAUCCGCCUGCCUUCGCCAAUCAGGGGAAUUGAGCAGCGGGAAUGGAGGAUCGACCAUACGUGUGGAGAGAAUGACCUGAAAUGGGACUUUUGUCACGACCCUUCUCAGGACCUUCUCGUCCUGUUUGAAGAGUUCAAGAUUAGCGACGAGGAAGAGUCACACUCGGCGUUCAAGAUCCACUUUCUUGCUAUAUCCACUGGCACACUUCAUCCCGCAGCUACUAGUCCUGUGCUGCUCUACGCACCUAAAUUCCGGUACUGCGACAUUAAUGUGAGCCUAACCCUACAAGUGUGCGGCCAGCAUUUAGCUAUGGCUAUGGAAGACAACGACUGCAAAGAACAACCGAAAUUUGUCAUAUGGGACUGGGUAUCAGGGCUAACGAAAAUGGAAAUCUCCUACGAUUUUAAUCACAGCUUCCAGUCAUUCUCACUCCUCCCAGACAACCUCGUCCUUGUCGGUGCUGCCCGAUACAUUGAAGAGCUGAAGCAUGACGUACACCUAAGCGUAUACGACCUUGGCCAGACCGCUCAUUCCGGAUCGUACACUCUCACUGAUGUGGACGACUGCUCAUACGUAUGCAGGCUGCGUUUCGACCCAGAGCUAUCAGAUGAAGACAUAUUUAUCUCAUCCAUGCCGCUUCCCCUUGACGAGCACAUGGCUUUGGAUAAUGAAGGCGUGGAGCGCGCAUCACCAUUCAUGCUUGCUCCUGAAGCACAACUGAUUGUCGUCUACCUGGGCGCUUGUUGGACCUCAACACGGGUAUUCUUCCCUGUUUCGGCCAUCAUGAAGCACGUCUCCUCCACUCGAAGGUCUGGCGCAUCGGGCAUCGACGUCCCGUGGUGCGAUUGGGGACUAAGCUCCCGGGUGUUCGUGGAUUCAUUCCGCAAUGUGGGGAGUGGCAAUGUGUGGCAACGCGACUCGACACGCGGGUUACGCUUUGCUACUGUGCUCAAUCGCAUUCUUUCUAAUGAGGAUUGGGUGCGUCGUGAGUUUUAUGAGGUCGUGGCUAUCACGGAUUUCAACCCCUUGGCACACACGGCGCGAUCUGGCUUGGGCAAGGUCUGGACGCGUCCUCAGCCGGAGAGCGAGCGGUGGGAAGCCAAGUUUCGAGCCUCAUGGAGAGAGGAAGAUCAACAUAGCCGGUGGUGGGACUCAUGUCUACUUGGCGAGGACUUGAUUGUUCUUGUGUCUGAAAGUUGGCACAGAGGACAAAUAUUUGCGGUCAUGACACUCAAGGAGCCAGCCGAGGAGCCAACAAGUGCUGCAUGA